UUUAGUUUUGGGCGACGGCGAUAUCUCGGCCUUUUAAUCCUUUCCAUCGCCUUCUCUUGUUCUUCGUAGAUCCCUCCCGUCUCCACCGCGACUUUUAAUGGAUUACGACACGUCCGCAACCGCUGCGGCGGAGAGGACGGCCGGAUCCGACGGCUGCUCCUCGAAGGAGCAAUCCGUUCUCCUCCACGGUGACCUCGACCUCUGGAUCCUGGAGGCCCGCCGCCUCCCCAACAUGGACAUGUUCUCCGAGCACCUACGACGCUGCUUCACCGCCUGCCGCCCCCCCUCCCCCUCCUCCUGCAUCCGCUCCCAGCGCCCCCACCAUCACCACCACCGCCGCCACCCCAAGAUCAUCACCAGCGACCCUUACGUCACCGUCUCCCUCGCCGACGCCACCGUGGCCCGCACCCGCGUCAUCUCCAACUCCCAGGACCCCAAGUGGAACGAGCACUUCAAGAUCCCCCUCGCCCACCGCUCCCUCUUCAUCGUUUUCCGGGUCAAGGACAACGACGUCUUCGGCGCCGACCUCAUCGGCACUGUCUCCAUCCCCGCCGCCCUCGUCGCCUCCGGCGAGCUCGUCCGCGACUGGUUCCCCGUCCUCGGCCCCUCAGGCCAACCCCACAAGCCAGAAACCGCUCUCCUCGUCUCUCUCCAAUACAAGCCCGUCGGCGGCAACCCCAUCUACGACCAUGGCAUCCCCGGCGAUCCCGAGAAGCUCGGGGUGAGGGACACCUACUUCCCGAUACGAGAGGGAGGUCUGGUGACGCUCUACCAGGAUGCCCAUGUGAGGGAGGGGGAGCUCCCGGAGAUCGAGCUCGAAAAAGGAACGAAAUUUGAGCAUAAUAGGUGCUGGGAGGACAUCUGCCAUGCCAUUCUUGAGGCUCACCAUUUGAUCUAUAUCGUCGGUUGGUCGGUGUAUGACAAGGUGAAGCUGGUCAGGGAGCCGACCCGGCCGCUGCCGCCCGGAGUGGAGAAUUUCACAUUGGGGGAGCUGCUUAAGUACAAGUCGCAGGAGGGGGUUCGGGUUUGCUUGCUGGUUUGGGAUGAUAAGACUUCGCAUGAUAAAUUCUGUUUUAAAACGGAAGGAGUGAUGCAAACUCAUGACGAAGAUACUCGAAAAUUUUUCAAGCAUUCUUCUGUCAUUUGUGUGCUGUCACCUCGUUAUGCCAGCAGUAAGCUUAGCAUUUUCAAGCAGCAGGUUGUGGGGACCCUCUUUACACACCAUCAGAAAUGUUUGUUGGUUGAUACACAGGCUUCUCGAAAUAACCGAAAAAUCGCUGCUUUCAUAGGGGGUCUUGAUCUUUGUGAUGGACGCUAUGAUACGCCACAACAUAGAAUUUUUUCUGAUCUUGACAGUGUAUUUUUGAAUGAUUUUCACAAUCCCACAUUUGCUGCAGCAACAAAAGGUCCGAGACAGCCGUGGCAUGAUUUACACUGCAAAAUUGAAGGUCCGGCUGCAUAUGAUAUCCUUACGAAUUUUGAGCAGCGCUGGCGGAAGGCGACAAAAUGGCAGGAAUUUGGGAAACGUUUUAAAAGAGUAUCACAUUGGAGUGAUGAUGCACUAAUAAAGCUAGAACGAAUUUCAUGGAUACUUAGUCCUUCGCCUACUGUUCCAAAUAAUGAUCCAAAACUUUGGGUUUCCGAGGAAGAAGAUUCUGAAAAUUGGCAUGUGCAGAUUUUCCGAUCUAUAGACUCUGGAUCAGUUAAAGGAUUUCCCAAGGAUGUUCAUGAAGCUUUGGAGAAGAACCUUGUUUGUCGAAAGAAUCUAGUGAUUGAUAAGAGCAUCCAUACAGCAUAUGUAAAGGCCAUCAGAUCAGCACAGCACUUCAUUUAUAUUGAAAAUCAGUAUUUUCUUGGUUCAUCUUACGGUUGGCCAUCCUACAAAAAUGCAGGUGCUGAUAAUUUGAUACCAAUGGAAUUAGCCUUAAAGGUUGCUAGCAAAAUUAGAGCUGGAGAGCGAUUUGCAGUGUACAUAGUUAUACCAAUGUGGCCUGAAGGAGUUCCAACUGCUGCCUCUGUUCAAGAAAUUCUUUUUUGGCAGGGCCAGACUAUGCAAAUGAUGUAUGAAAUCAUCGGACAGGAGCUCAAAUCCAUGAAUGUAGAGAAUGCACAUCCGCAAGAUUACCUGAAUUUCUACUGUCUUGGCAACAGGGAAGAAUUGCCCAAGGGUGACUUGCCAUUAGAUGAUCAACCUUCAGAAAAAAGUGCAGCGCAUAUCGGUGCACCCCUAUACCGUGUAUUAGUUCAAUACCGGUAUGGUAUGGUAUGCCCAAGUGCGCACCAGUAUGGACCGGCCCUUUGCCAAAAAUUUCGACGGUUCAUGGUUUAUGUUCACGCAAAAGGGAUGAUAGUAGAUGAUGAAUAUGUGAUUUUGGGGUCUGCCAACAUCAAUCAGAGAUCUCUAUCUGGUUCAAGAGACACCGAAAUUGCUAUGGGUGCGUACCAGCCCCAUCAUACACGGGCUGAGACAAAAAGACAUCCACAUGGCCAGGUAUACGGAUACAGGAUGUCGCUGUGGGCCGAGCAUCUAGGCAUGGUAGACGAGCACUUCAAGGAGCCUAACAGUAUAGAGUGCGUGAAAUUUGUGAAUGAGAUAGCCGAUGAGAACUGGGGAAGAUACUCAGCAGAGGAAGUGAGACCCUUGACAGGACACCUUCUCAAGUACCCAGUCAAGGUGGAAGUAGAUGGUAAGGUUGGUCCCUUACCCAACCAGGAGUGCUUUCCUGAUGUUGGUGGCAGAAUUUUAGGAUCACCUACUUCUCUCCCUGAUACACUGACAAUGUAAUUUCCCUGUGGAUGAUGAAAACAUGGAAAAGAAAAGGUUAUACCCUUCUGAAGGAAAAGGGGAAAAAAAAAAAUUUAUUGCUUCUUUGUAUUAUUAUCCCAUUGUAGUCUUUGUUUGUAAUCUGUGAGAUGCUGCAAUUAAAAAUAUGAGUAUUGCUCUUGGUUUGUAAUCUUGAGCGCCAACCUUGCUCUCA
Molecule: messenger RNA, 2978 nt
Organism: Phoenix dactylifera (date palm)
Lineage: Eukaryota; Viridiplantae; Streptophyta; Magnoliopsida; Arecales; Arecaceae
Product: phospholipase D delta-like
Biological process (GO): phospholipid catabolic process; phosphatidylcholine metabolic process
Cellular component (GO): plasma membrane
Molecular function (GO): D-type glycerophospholipase activity; calcium ion binding
Source: RefSeq, a predicted model, not a curated record